CUCUUCCCCCCCCACCCCCUCCCAUCUGUAACCCCAAAUACCCCGCACCGUUUACCGGGGUUUUUAGUGUAUGCUUUCGGUUAAAGCAGAGGAGAUCAUUUAAAGGCCACAAUCCAGAAUGUCAUUGGAUAGUUAGAAUGCACCAGUGAACAUGUGACACAGGUCAACUGAACUGAUGAUGUAUAUGUUCUGUGCACUAAUACACGUAUAUAUGGGGGUAUGAAUUAUGUGUUCUCAUUUCCGAGUGGUCUAUUAAAAUGGUCCUGGAAAGCAAGUCAAAUCUGUUUAUUAUUAUGGCAUAAAAAUAAACGACCUUUAUCACAAGACAUCAAGCAAGUAUCCCUGCUUAGUGUAAUUUCCUGGAAUUAACCAGAUAAAUAUCAUAUAUAAGGAUUUUCUCGUAAAAUGUAAUUCAACGCGAUGUCUUUUACUUAAAACAAAGACGGUUCGCAGCCACAGGAACACAUGGGGACGCCGCUCAUUGGCCGGAUCCACCGAUGACGAAAUAACGCGGAAGUGAAUCUCCAGACGAAGGAAGAUGGCAGCCCACAGGUGCAGCCGCUCGGCUCUGCUGCUUGUUCUCUGUAGUUUGUGUCUGUUUAGCAUCGCGGAAAGUCAAGAAACGACACCAGCGGGUGAUCAUCGUGCCACUGGGGUCGAUAAUCCACAAAGCGUCACCGGAUCAACGGAGCAAAUGGCCGAGCAGCCCACGGUGGUGGAGGAGGAGGAGGAAGAGGAGGAGGACAGGCGGUGGGAAGCGACUCGGGAUGAGGUGGAAACCGAAAACACAUCUGCCCCCGACACAUCUGCCCCAACAUUCGAGGUCCACUCCUCGGUACCGAAACCUAAAGACGAUUUCCAGGAGGAACUGGUCAUCAGACCGCUUCACUCCGGAGAUAUUUAUGCCAGCUUCCAGUUCCGCACCCUGUGGGAGACGGACUUCACGACAGGAAACAAAGUGUCCCACUACCGGCUGUUCCCCAAGUCGCUGGGUCAGGUCAUCUCCAAGUUCUCCGUGCGAGAGCUGCACAUCUCCUUCACGCAGGGCUACUGGAGGACCAUGCAGUGGGGGCAGCCCUUCCUCCCGUCCCCGCCGGGCGCUGAACUCUGGGUCUGGUUCCAGGACUCGGUGACGGAUGUCGACGAGACGUGGAAGGAGCUGACGAAUGUUUUGUCCGGGAUCUUCUGCGCUUCCCUUAACUUCAUUGACUCCACCAACACUGUUCAGCCCAGUGCGUCUUUCAAACCGCUGGGAAUAGGAAACGUGACAGACCAUCGCUUUCUUCGCUAUGCAACCCUCCCACGAGAGAUUGUUUGCACUGAGAAUUUAACACCCUGGAAGAAACUCUUGCCAUGUGGAUCCAAGGCUGGUCUUGCCGUGCUGUUGAAGUCGGAGAAACUCUUCCACAGCAGUUUUCAUUCCCAGGCCGUGCACAUCCGGCCUGUGUGUAAGGACUGGCAGUGCAAAACAAAGUCUUGGGAGCUGAGACAGACGCUGAAUGUGGUUUUCGACCUGCACACCCCUGGACAGGGCAAACAAGAGUGGUCUCUUUUUAAGAUGUUCUCUCGGACCCUGACGGAAGCCUGUCCAUUGGCCUCAUCCAGUAAAAUCUACGUGGACAUCACAGACGACCCUCAGGGUGAGCAGUUUGAGGUUAGCCCAGCCACGCACUUGCUGAGCCAGGCAAUGGUGCUGGGGGACAGACGGACCUUCUCGCUCUACGACCUGACCCAACAAAUCACCUUUGGCACCGUGCGCUCCCUUAACCUGCAUAUCCGCUGGAAAUCCAGUGAGGGAGACAUGCUGCGUCCCCUGCUCCACGCUGAGCGCUACGUCGCUGGUUACGGGCUUCAGACCGGAGAGAUUCACACGCUGAUGUACAACAACCACCCCUACAGGGGCUUCCCUGUCCUGCUGAUGGACUCCGUGCCUUGGUACCUCCGUCUCUACAUCCACACCCUCACUGUCACCAGCAAGGGAAAGGACAACAAGCCCAGCUACAUCCACUACCAGCCCUCCAAGGACCGUGUGAGGCCCCAUCUGCUGGAGAUGCUGGUCCAGCUUCCUCCAAACUCGGUCACUGAGGUCACAGUGCAGUUUGAGAGGGCUCUGCUCAAGUGGACCGAAUACACACCUGAUCCCAACCACGGCUUCUAUGUCGGGUCCUCUGUAAUCAGCUCUCUGGUACCAAGCAUUGUCGCCAUGGAUACAAACAGCACCCGGGAACAGCCUCUUUUCAGCAGCUUUUUCCCCUGCAAGGAAGAGUCCAGCUACUUUAUGCGCGUCUACACUGAGCCGCUGCUGGUUAACCUUCCAACUCCAGACUUCAGCAUGCCUUAUAAUGUCAUCUGCCUGACCUGCACCGUGGUGGCUGUGGGGUACGGCUCCCUGUACAACCUGCUGACCCGCAGCUUCCAGAUAGAAGAGCCCAGCCCGGGAUUGGCCAAGCGGCUGGCCAACAUCAUCCGCAGGAUGAGGGGCGUGCCGCCACUCUGAAAAAUAUCUGCCAACUGGUUCUACUUGUGGAAAGGAAGUUGUCCCUUCUGGUAAAAACCACUGGCCAACAUGGGAUAUUCAGGGAAGAACUGAGUCAAGCACUGGUAUGAAUGGUUUUUUUUUAAAUGGUCUAAUUGAGGAAGUUUUUGAACAUAAAUCUUUGGAUGCUUUUCCUGCUCACUAUGGACAAGAAAAAACAGACAUUUUUCCACUUGGAUGGAAAGCAAGAGCUUUGUUUUUGUUCUACAAUGAACCCAAACUGUGCAGCUUGCUGCUGUGGUGAUUGCAUCGGAGGGUUUUGGUGUGAUUGAUUGAUUGUUUCUUGGGAUGUGUAAAGCCAUUACUCUAUUUCAUCAUAAUUACGCCACAAUGUGUUCCUACGAGUGCUAAAUUGAUGUUACUAUCACAUUAAGUAUGAGACUAAUGGUCUCAUACAACAUUGCAACGCCUCAGAGCUCAGAUAGAAAAAACCCUUUGUUUUCUUACUGCGUUCUUGAUCUGUUAAUGUUCCUGCUAGUAACUAUAAAUAAAUACAUACAAUAACUUUUUAAGUCAGUUACUUAGUUACUCAGAAUGUGACAUUUCCUUGAAUUGCAUGAUGCUUAUGACAGCAUAUAUUUCCCUGUUCCAACUAACAAUUAACUCCAAAGCCUUUUUUUUUUUUUUAAUUGUUCUAAGAAAUUGCAUUAUUCAUCCGAAACGAUUUGUUUCAUAGGGAAUGCAAAGCCCUCUUACCAAACAUUUAUUUUUUACUUGUUGGAUGCAUGCUUGAAUGUUAAAUAUGAUUGUCUGCAGAUCUCUUCACAGGUAACGACGGCCUGUGGCUGGUUGGACUGUUAACCCAUCUGUUCAAUGCAGUUUCAUAGCCAAUGGAUGUCUGUCAAUGUGGAAAAUAUUUAACUAUCAUUAAUUACUGCCAUGCACUUGUUUGUUAAACUGUUUGUUUGUCUGCCUAAAAGACGUUAUGCAUCACUUGCUGUGGAAAAGUGUGCAGAGUGGGAAUAUUUGAGUGAUGUUUGUGUGUGUGUGGCAUAACUAUGUUCUAUUGCCUUUAAGAUAAACCAACAUCUUUCGGUCAUUUAGUUCUAGUAAGUAGCAGUGCAAGAGGGACGUCGCUCCAAACUGCACCGGAGCUGAAGCUCUAUUACUUCCCAGUGAGUGCCUACGUUUUUUGUGAAAAAAACUUAGCACCACUUCUGGCAAACUCAGAGAAAAACAAACACAGAAGUAUCUGUGUUUGGCCGGUAAACACUACCCCUGCACGUCUGUCAACAAUAUGGAACAAAAAGAAAAGAAAAGCAUUAUUCCACGUAUUUGGUCGCAUCUUGUUCGCUGAAACGUUGUCAUCUCACCGUGCAGGAUAUACAGAUCACACAGGUCUCUGUGACAUAGCUGGCUGUGUCACAGAGACCUGUUGAGUGUACGCCUUCACUUCAUUUAGCACAAAUGUUUGUGAUAAGACAAGUACACACAUGGUUGAAAAAUCAAUUUCAACAAAUUCUCUCGGCCACCUCAUUAAAUAGUCGUUCCAUU
Molecule: messenger RNA, 4030 nt
Organism: Gasterosteus aculeatus aculeatus (three-spined stickleback)
Lineage: Eukaryota; Metazoa; Chordata; Actinopteri; Perciformes; Gasterosteidae
Gene: pigt
Product: phosphatidylinositol glycan anchor biosynthesis, class T
Biological process (GO): attachment of GPI anchor to protein
Cellular component (GO): GPI-anchor transamidase complex
Source: RefSeq, a predicted model, not a curated record